This is a messenger RNA of Ostertagia ostertagi, 399 nucleotides long. NCBI's taxonomy places the organism in Eukaryota, Metazoa, Nematoda, Chromadorea, Rhabditida, Trichostrongylidae. The record is from the annotation of a GenBank genome assembly.
AUGUACCACGCGUGUCUGGAACGAAUCGCGGAAGAGCAUGAGCGUCGAGGAAAAGGGAACGUUUCUGUAAUGAUCGCGAGUCACAAUGAGGACAGUGUCAGGUUUGCCGUCAAUCUCAUGAAGGAUCAUGGAAUCGCUCCUAGCGAAAGAAUCAUGUGCUUUGCUCAAUUAUAUGGAAUGUGUGAUCAGGUCUCAUUUUCGCUCGGCCAAGCAGGAUACUCGGUCUACAAGUACCUGCCCUAUGGUCCAGUCGAUAAAGUGCUUCCCUACCUUUCUCGAAGAGCAAUCGAGAAUAGUAGCAUUAUAAAGAAGGCAAAUAAGGAGAAGGAACUGCUACGAUCAGAGCUAUGGAGGCGGAUUGGUGCUGGUCAAUUCAUGCACAAAGUACCGGCUUCUUGA